AUGACACAUGACAACAUUUCACUGGGGAAUGAAGUUAUAGAGUAUUCAACAUUUAUGAGGAUGAAGAAUGCCCUUCUGAGGGAUGAUUCUAAGCAUGCUAUGAAACUCUUCCGAUCAGAUUUCCUGGCAAAUAUCAACCAUGUAUCUGUUGCUGACAACCAAAAGUAUUUAGCUUUAUUCCUCACAGCUGAAGGAGUCCUAGUUCCUGGAAAAAACCUUAGCACCUUCAAGAUUUCCUUGCCCUUAGUGCGCUGGCUAGUCCUUCAACAAGUAAUUCCUAAAGUGUUUCCCUCCUCCCCAAAAGUUGAAAGAGAACAUAAAAUUGGCAUGCAUGCAUUCAUUCAAGAAGGCAUAUGUGAAUUUCGUCGUAAUAAUGGACACAAUCAACACAAAUAUAGUGAUAUAGUUAUUGAUUCGCCUGGAUAUCCAACGGUUAUUCUUGAGUUGUUAGCAACAGCGAAACAGAACGAGCUCGACGAACAUUUUUCACGGGUUCUAAUUUAUGCAAAUGAACUCUCGGCAGAGGAGGCUUGGAUCGUUCAUUUUACGUGUGAAGACGACGUAACCGAGAAUCCUUAUUGGUCGGGUGAUAGUGAACUCAAAAAGGGCCUUCGAGUUGUGCAUUUCUGGCACGAUAUCAACUUUACAAAAAUUGGUGUGGUUGCAUGCUGGUGGGACGCGAAUGGAAAUGCAAAGCAUAUCACUGAUGUCGAAGAGUUUAUGGUGCGUUCUAUUUGA
This is a messenger RNA of Paraglomus brasilianum, 738 nucleotides long. Lineage: Eukaryota; Fungi; Glomeromycota; Glomeromycetes; Paraglomerales; Paraglomeraceae. The record is from the annotation of a GenBank genome assembly.